GGUUUGUGACGAAAACCCCCAAAAGGUUACAAGUGUUCUUGCAUAGGUAUUUAUAGAAAAAGAACUCCAUCCCAAUUAGUUAGCUAUAUUGAUCAAUUAUCAGUUGGUGUUUGGAAGAUCUGAAGAGUGAGUAGGACAUAUUCAGCUGUUUAGGCUUUUCAAAAUUAUGCAUGCAGUAGAAUUUAGUAAUUUGUUCGAAAUUUAAAAAUGCCUUUGACAUUUGUUUUGGAAAAGCAUGCCAUAAUGUAAGGUUUUCAUGAUUCUGCCUUGGUUUUAGUGUGUUUACUUUCUUCUUGCCUAAUAUUAGCAGCUUAAUCAUUUAAAGCCAAAGGCAGGUUUUGAGUUAAAACAGUUAUUUGCCUUUGAAAGUACAGAACUAGCUGAAAUUGCUUAAAGAGAAAAAAUUAAUGAAAUGAAAGCAACAGUACAACUAUUGAAAUGGCCAGUAUGUGAGGUUAACUUUACUGGGCAAAACAAAGAACGUAAUUGAUAUAGUGCACAGCUUUCUCCUUUUUUCCUCCCAACGUUGCUUCCUAAUUGGAGAGGCUUCAUAUUGCAGAAACCAUCUGAACAAUCAUGAUGCAUAUUCGUGGUUAAAAAUACUUGACCAAUCUCCAGCGAUGGAGGUUCCCACCCUUUAAACAUUCAAGUGGCCAGCUGUCAAACACAGUUUUUGCUGUCAGUACUGGAUUUGUCCCGGGGAUCUGAGAACGAAUCAGGGAGAGCAUUUCGACUGAAGCUUCCUGACUGAAAAGCAGAAGCAAAAUGGAGCGCUAUGAAUCUACCUCAGAUGCUAAUAAAAUCCACUCAAAUCGCCUGUCAAGCAUUACAGAAGAUGAGGAACAAGAUGCCGCAUUAACCAUUGUGACAGUGCUCGAUAAAGUAGCCACAGUGGUGGAAGGCGUACGGGAAAGCCAGAAGAGAAUAGAAGAAAGACACAGAGAAAUGGAAAAUGUCAUCAAAUCAGUUCAGAUUGAUGUUCUAAAGAUUUCUCAGUGUCAUAGUAACACUAGUUAUGCAGUUGACAAGCUGUUGGAGAAAACCCGUAAAGUUAGUGCUCGUGUUAAAGAAGUGAAGGCCCGGGUGGAGAAGCAGAAUUUAAAUGUGAGAAAAGUUGAAGCCAAGCAAGAGGAGAUGCUGAAAAAAAACAAAUUUCGAGUGGUUGUCUUCCAGGAAGAGAUGCAGUGCCCUACUUCGCUGUCUGUGGUUAAGGAGAGGACACUAGCUGGGAACUUAGAAGAUGACGAAUUCUGUUUCCCAGAUGAUCUGUCUUCUGAUGAAGAGUACCACAUAGAAGAAAGUAGAACCUCGAAAUUUCGCAAGUCGGGCAUGAGACGCAUUGCCAAUCUCAAAAAGGCAUUUUCAAAGGAAAACAUGCAGAAAACAAGGCAGAAUUUUGACAAGAAGGUGAAUCGAAUUAGAACAAGGAUUGUGACUCCUGAGCGGAGAGAGAGGGUGCGGCAGUCCGGAGAAAGGCUGAGGCAGUCUGGGGAAAGAUUGAAGAAAUCCAUUUCUAAAGCAGCUCCAAACAAGGACACCUUCAAGAUGUAUAUUCAUAAGAAAGAGAAAGAGCGGACCGGCGCCGAGGGCCAAGAAGGCCUGCACGAAAAGGGGGUGGAUGCCGCAGCUGAACCCGCAAGGGAGACCAACACUGAUGUCCUGACUCCACUAGACAGAGAACGGGCCAGAGAAGCGGGAGAGGAACCUGAGGCCUCCGAGGAAAAAAUCACCCUGAAACCCCAGACCGAACCGGGAGAGGCUGAAGUGCUUUUACUGGAUUUAAAGCAGUCAGCAUAAACGGGCUUGGGGGCAGGAGGGUGGAGGUGUUGUGAUAGCGGUAGAAAGCCUAUGGAGUUUUCGCAUAGUAGUGCAGUUUUACGGAGAAAAAUAGUUUAAGUGGCAUGUAGAAAAGAGUAUUGAUAGUACUAACUAUGUCACUGUGCAUUUCAGAGCUCUAGUUCCCUAUCUCUAGUUGGAUGGUGGCCCAGUACUAAUUUUUCCCAGCACCACUUGUUUUCCCUUGUGGAGAACAUGCAGCUACAACCCCUGAGGCCUGAAGGCUUGAAGGAUUUCCUUAUGGCAGCUCUUUCUAAGGGGGCGGGAUCGAGGGAGAGAGGUGACAGGACACGAUCCUUGCUGCUGGCCAGUUGGUCUGCAGCCACUAGUAGUAGCCAAGGAUUUCUCUGGUUUAUCCCACUCGAGCCUUGUUAGUGCUAGAAACAAGGGGACGGAUGAGUGGGGCAUUGGUCGGAUUAAUAUGGAGGAACAAGGCUGCCAGUGGGAUAAAUAGUUCAUCCAUUGGCAUCGGAAAAAUCACUGGGAGAGUUCCAAGUCUAAUAGAAAGUAGCAGGGAUAAAGUAAUCGAAGCAAAGCUUUGGCCAGACUCUUCCCUCAAUGGGCCCCAUAGCCAUAGGCCGGUGUCACCCAGGGCCCAUCCCUGAGCUUCACUGUGCAUUGCAGGAGGCCAGAUGGAUCUUUCCAGUCAUGGCCCAGUCAGGAGAACCAGACAGGGAGAUGUGGAGAGAUCUUAACCUAUUCUGUACCUGGGAGACUCCAGAACAGGGAUUGGGUGCUUUCUCCCAGAUCCCCCAGCUCCAAACUCGGAGUUUAAGUCUACGCGCUUAGUACAGCGCUCUGCAUACAGUAACCGUUCAAUAAAUACCCUCACUUAAUUGAACAGAAGUGGAAUAGUGUUCUUCCCCACUGACAACCCGGCGCCUGGAAGGCCCUCCGGAAUAGGAUGGAAGGGGAGGUGCUUGGUUAUAGCACGUUCUCAAGAGUCAAACUCACAAUCAACUUCAAAAGCAGAACAAAUCUCCCGUUUGCUUUGGAAGUCGUUCCAAGGGUGUCUGGUCUCAACCUUCUGAGACAGGUUCUGGGAAAGAGAAGUUACUUUGGCCAGGGGAAGGAUCUGGGGUCACUGGCAGGCAGGGUGCAAGAAACCAGGACCGUUUCUGAGAGCUAGUGGUCUUAGGAGAGCACCCUCAGGGCAAACUAGAAUCAGUGCAGAACUGGGUGGGGAGUUUGGGGCAUUUUCAUGCUCUUGCCCGUCAACCGGCGACCCGUGUUUAUUUUCCGAGUGUCCACAAAGAGGAGCUCUAACUCUGUCCGGGCAUGAGGUCAUGGGCCAGAAUAGCGCUGUAAGAUGAGACGUGGUAACCACUCCCGUCUGAGACCGCUGUUCCCAGUCUGAGAAGAAGAGUGACUUCAUGACUCAGAGAGGGGAUUUUGGCUGGGGCUAUUGAUUUCUUCUUCCCUUUAAUAGAAAGUAGCUCUACCACAGAAAAGUAAAGGGGGAGACAGAGUUCCCCAUUCCAGUCAGUACAGAGAGGGCAAUAACAAGUUGAGGGAGAGGAGUUAUGGACUGGGGCAACAGGGAGAGAGUGGGCGUUGGUGUUAUUCACAAUUGCAAAUAUGGGAACAGGUUCAGAUUUCAUUCCCCACCAACAGCAUCGGAGGAAUCCUUUCCUCACUGCCUGUUUAUAAGGUCCCAAACCUUUUCUUUCCGGGAAAUUCAUGUGAAUGGGUAGCUAUUCCUAAAUCCAAGGGUUUUUCUUUCCCUUCCUAGCCUUAACCAACCUAGAUGCCUUCUUAUAGACUCCUCUGAACUUAGCAUCUUUUCUUUGUAAAGAUUCUUGUUACACAAUUGGAACACGUGAAAUGGAACUGUAAUUGGGAACCCAAAUGAUGCUAUGUCGAUUGAUGGUUUAAAAAGGCCAAUUUAAGGACUGCAUUUUGAGAUCUAGAUUUGAGCAAGAACCAAUUGGGUGUCUUUUUCUAUUGACGUUUGGACAUUUUCUCAAGAACUGUAACUAAAAAUGUAAAAACUUUCACAGUGCUUGCUGACAGUGCCGAGGGGUAGAAGAACCAAACAUACUUUGUUUAAGCAACAUGGAGCGUGAUGAAUGAUGAAAGUACAUGUGUGACAUUGUAACCGUUCUUGGAUGGGAUUGCCAUUUCCAGCUUGAGCAGGAUGAUUUCAUGACUCAGGAAGGCAGAGAGGACAUGAGCAGUAAGUGAUUUGCACUGUCCUUUACUUCAAUAAAAAGCAGUUCUUCCAAAGGAAAACUA
This is a messenger RNA of Ornithorhynchus anatinus (platypus), 4071 nucleotides long. RefSeq names its product caveolae associated protein 4 (gene CAVIN4). The record is from RefSeq and is a predicted model, not a curated record. The transcript has 2 exons. Gene Ontology annotation, cellular component: cytoplasm; caveola. The coding region runs from base 766 to 1797 and encodes 343 amino acids. NCBI's taxonomy places the organism in Eukaryota, Metazoa, Chordata, Mammalia, Monotremata, Ornithorhynchidae. Gene Ontology annotation, biological process: regulation of gene expression.